Ceratina calcarata is the source of this 4066-nucleotide messenger RNA. RefSeq lists its product as uncharacterized. Gene Ontology annotation, biological process: DNA integration. NCBI's taxonomy places the organism in Eukaryota, Metazoa, Arthropoda, Insecta, Hymenoptera, Apidae. Gene Ontology annotation, molecular function: nucleic acid binding. The transcript has 3 exons. The annotation marks the transcript as partial. The record is from RefSeq and is a predicted model, not a curated record.
AUGGCUCUUUCGGCAGAUCAACAAAAAAUCAAGGAACGGCUACUCCGUAAGCGAGCAUACAUCAAAGGUCAGUUCACAUCAUACAGAAAGCAACUGAGCUUGCAAGGCGAAGGCCCAGGGCCUGAAAAACUCGCCAUCUUCAAUGAGCGUCUCGCAAGUCAUUUCUCUGAACUCGAUCGCAUAACGGAUGAUUUAGAAGAGCUAGAACCUACCGCUGAUCACUCGUCAAUUCGCGCCGCGUUAGAAGAAGAAUAUUGCGACCUCAUCGCAAAGCAAUCUCUUCCGAAAUUCGACGGGAAAUACGAGGACUGGCUUAGCUUCAAGGACGACUUUCAAUCAUCUAUCGGUCAACGUUUAGAUUUAUCUGACACGCAAAAACUCAAAGUACUUUUGGACACCUGUUCAAAUUCCAAUUUCAUGACCGACAGGCUAGCCAAUUCGCUCGGUCUCCCGAAGGAGAAAUGCAGCAUCCCCAUCAGCACGAUGAACAAAACGCGAAGUGCCACCAAUUAUCUAGUCAAGGCGACAAUAAGAUCAAGGCUUAACGACUUUACAAGGAUGUUGAGCUUUCUAACAGUGAUGGAUAUUGCCGGGCUAGUACCAGACGAAAGAAUCUCGCGAAAAAAUUUACAUCUACCGCUGAACAAGCCGCUUGCAGAUCCUCAGUUCGACCAGCCAGGAGAAAUAGAUAUGCUGAUAGGAUCCGGGACAACUCUCUCCACAUUAUGUGUCGGACAGGUAAAAUUAUCAAAACCAUCAGAACCAGAUUUGUACUUACAAAAUACUCGUUUGGGAUGGAUCAUCGGUGGCAACGUCUCGGAGAGAAGUGCGGUUCCAGAAUCCAGUAACGACCAUCGAUGUCUUUUGACCAAUUUGGAAAGGAUCAUGAGACAGUUUUGGGAAAUAGAAGAACCAACCAAGAAACCUCACCUUAUCGAAUCGGACUGUGAGGAACACUUUCGGCAACACGUUAUCCGCGACGACAAUGGGAGGUACGUCGUCGCUCUUCCGUUCAACAACAGGAAGUCCGAACUCGGCCAAACCCGAGCAAUGGCCGAAAAACGGCUCGCAUCCAUCGAGAGGAAACUGCGACGUGAUGCAAAUCUUCACGUACAAUACGCUGCUGUCAUUGAAGAAUAUCUCACCCUUGGGCAUAUGACACGGAAACCCGACGAGCAGAUAACCGAGGGGUAUUUUCUGCCGCACCACGCCGUCGUAAAGGAAUCCAGUCAAACUACCAAGGUGAGAGUAGUAUUUGACGGAUCAGCGAAAUCAACUACAGGAAUAUCGUUGAACGACACCCUACUAGUCGGCCCAACCAUUCAAGACGACAUCUUCUCUCUCCUUCUGAGAUUUCGCUCACAUAAUUACGUGUUAACUGGAGACAUUGAGAAGAUGUAUCGUCAGUUCCUAGUACGUGAAGAAGAUAGGGCAUAUCAACGGAUACUCUGGCGGGAUGCUGACGGUCAAAUCGCAAUUUACGAAUUGAAUACUCUUACGUUUGGUUUAUCUCCAGCUCCAUUCUUAGCAAUCCGUUGUCUCCACCAACUAGCCAAUGACGAAGGUCAACAAUUCCCACGAGCAGCUGAAGUCAUCAAAAAUGACAUGUACGUUGAUGACCUGUUAACUGGCGCAGAGACCUUCGAGGAAGCAAUCAUUUUACGAAAUGAAAUCGAUGCAUUACUCCGACGAGGCGGGCUCAACCUGAGGCAAUGGGCAUCAAACGAUAUAAAGCUGCUCGAGGGCUUACCAGCAAGUCACGUAAAUCUAAGGCUACAAUCCAAGGAGGACAGCACUAUUAAGACAUUAGGAGUGCAUUGGAAUUCGGAGCACGAUUCCAUCAUAUACACUGUUCAUCCUACUCCACUAACAGGCCGGGUAACCAAAAGGAUCAUCUUGUCAGACAUCGCGAGAGUAUUUGACCCUCUUGGGCUUCUGGGUCCCGUAAUCACGCACGCGAAACUCAUAAUGCAACGCCUCUGGUUGGAACAUUUGGAUUGGGAUGAUGCCAUACCACUUUCGAUUUAUACCGAAUGGAUAAAUUACAUAUCGCAUCUCCCGAAACUGAAUCAUCUCUCAUUCAGCCGCAAAUUCGUUCCAGCCGCAGCAGAGGACAUACAACUGCACGGUUUCUGCGACGCGAGUGAGAAGGCCUACGGCGCGUGCAUCUAUGCAAGAGCGAUCGACAAGCACAGAAGAGUGACCUCUACAUUGUUGUGCGCAAAAAGCCGCGUUGCACCACUAAAAGGUGUGGGGACCAGCAAGCUUAGAAGUGGUGAAGGAGAUCGAGAGCAUGUGGAACACGCAACGAUUCCACGCCUGGAGUUAUGCGCAGCGCAGCUCCUGGCCAAACUUUACGCAACUGUGCGUCACGCCACGAGGUUGGAGCCAAACAAGGUGAUCUUCUGGAGCGACUCUACCAUCGCACUUCACUGGAUCAGAACAUCACCACAUCAGCUACAGCCGUUUGUCGCCAAUCGCGUUUCCGACAUUCAGAAACGCACCAAUAUAGAUGACUGGAGACAUGUACGAACGAGAGACAAUCCCGCUGACUUAAUCUCACGAGGUCAAACUCCAGCGGAAUUUAUUCUCCCAUCUAUUUGGAAACAUGGACCUGCUUGGUUACUAGACGCGGAAGAAGAUUGGCCACGACUUGGGCUACCCAGCCUGGAGAGAGUUCCUGAGUUAAGAAAGAUAAAGUGCUUAACAACGCCGAUUCACAAUGAGCUACUUACCCGAUAUUCGUCGAUCGUGAGAUUACGACGAAUAGUCGCAUACUGCAGAAGAUUUAAAUCGAAAAAUAAGGGGCUGCUCUCCAGCACGGAGCUUCAAGAAGCGGAUCGCGUGAUCCUUAAAUUGACGCAAGCAACUGAUUUUGCCGAAGAAUUACACGAUCUCCAGGAGAACAAAUGUGUAGACAAGAGAAGCAAACUUAAAUCUUUAACGCCAUUUCUCGACGAACACGGACUCAUACGUGUCGGAGGAAGGUUGAGACACUCUUCAGCCUCCUUCAGUCAAAAACACCCCAUCAUAAUGCCACGAGGGCAUCAUAUUACGAAACUCGUAAUCAUGUACGAACAUUUGCGCAAUUACCACUCAGGAGUGCACGCAACAUUAUAUAUACUACGACAAAAAUACUGGAUAGUCGACGGUCGGAGUCAGGUCCGACUAGUUAUCCGAAGCUGCAUCCGCUGUCAUCACGUCGAUCCACGGACCACGAGCUGCCGAAUGGGUGACUUACCAAGGGUUCGUGUGACUGAAGCACGACCGUUUCUCAACGUGGGUGUCGAUUACUGCGGCCCAUUCUUCAUCAAAGAAAAAAAAUUCAGAAACCGCAAUAGAGUAAAAGUAUAUGUAGCUGUCUUUGUCUGUCUCACGGUCAAGGCAGUACAUUUGGAACUCGUCAGUGAUAUGACGACUGAAGGAUUUAUAGCAGCAUUGAAACGAUUUGUCGCUAGGAGGGGACUUUGUCAAAACAUCUACUCGGACAACGGCACAAACUUCGUCGGUGCAAACAGCGAGUUGAACGAAAUUAGACAACUUCUCCAAUCCAAGGAGCAUCAAGACGCGACAUUCAAUUAUCUGGCUGAACGAAACAUAAAUUGGCAUUUCAUACCGCCACAAUCUCCAAAUUUCGGAGGAAUUUGGGAAGCGGCGGUUAAAUCCUUUAAACGUCACAUGAAACGAGUCAUCGGUGAUCAAUUAUUCACCUUCGAGGAGCUGAAUACUUUUAUUAUCGAAGUGGAAGCCAUCCUAAAUUCGCGUCCAUUGACGCCAAUUUCAUCUGAUCCGAACGAUCUACUGGUCCUUACACCAGGGCAUUUUUUGAUCGGCAACCCUUUGGCUACAACACCGGAACUGAAUUUAUCACAAACGCCAACCAACCGCCUAUCAACAUGGCAACAUAUCCAGAAGGUCAAACAAGACUUCUGGAAACGAUGGAAGACAGAGUACCUGACGGAGCUCAACACUCGUCAUAAAUGGACUCACGGUACGCACAACAUCAAACCGGACACGCUAGUGCUCAUCAAGGAGGACAACCAACCCCCAUUACGCUGGCCAAUGG